UGAUCCAGGAACGUUUCCCACUCAAGUAAAUUGUGUUACCCAAACCCUUAUUUUUAAACAUGUUAGGAAAUACUACUGAAAUACUGUGGUUUUUUUUCCAUUCAGGGUUUGUUUGCUGUAGGAAACUUCCAACCGAGCAAGGAGAAACAAUCAAGUCAUCUUCACAUUCGCGAUUCUCAUCGAACUAUGGCUGACCUUUGCCAGCAAGGUCACCACCUACCAGCCAAGAGCUGCAGCGAUGGCCUCUCAUCUUCCUGCUCUGAGGGCAUCUUGCAUCGCAGCACCCAACACCACCAGGCUGGAUCUCUUAGCAGCUUGAAAAGACCAAGUGGAGAUGUGGAGGUCAUCACCCGCAGUCCUCCACACAAAGAGAACAUGGUGACCUUCAACACCUUGCCAAGAGUGCAUACGCCUGCCAUGGAUGAAUCUGCUUUCCGCAAUGCCACCAUCCACACCUCCUCUGUAGACUCCAGUCGAUCGAAGCAGCUGCUGAUGCAAUGGAAGAGUAAGAAUGAAAACCAUAAACACUCCCUGCAUGCCAUGGAAGGCGGACCAGGACAGUCCCCUCCAAACAGCAUGGAUGUCCGUUGCAAUUCUGAACCCUCAGCUGUUGGAAUCAAUGGCGAACAUCAAGGACCUGGAACCCCAUACCUAAAAAUGGCAACUGGAAGUUCAACACUACCUAACAACCCCAGUGGAAUUGCUGGUGGUACUCGGAUACCCAUGCAGUCUAGGCCUGGUUCCUCACAGCUGGUGCACAUCCCAGAGGAGACACAGGAGAACAUGGGUGGUUUGCCAAAUACCAGUAACGCCCGUGACAAAUGGCUUAAAAGCAUGGAGAGGACUGGGGAGAAGGGUGGGGAGGUACCGGUGGUUAGGACUAACUCCAAUGGCCAGCCGCGCAUUAUGCAGGUCAUUGCAAUGUCCAAGCAGCAAGGUCUCCUGCAGGGGAGCUCUCCCAGUUCUGAGAGCAGCAGCCACACAAGCUCCACUGCUCCUCUGCAGCGCUACAAGAGCCUAACUGAGGAGUCUGGAGGUCAAGGCAGCACUGGAGCCAUCAUUCGGGUGGAAGCCCAUCCGGAGAACGGCCGACCCCUGGUGCACGCGCACUCCACGGAUGGAAGUGGCUCCUGGACGUGGAAGUCCCAAAGCAGCUUCAGGCAGUCAUUUGAGCUCAAUGACUUGAAUCGAGACUCUGAGAGUUCAGAAUCCGUGAGGGAUGGGAACAGUUCUACAGAUAGGAAGAAAAAUGGCCCCAAUGCUCCUAAAGUCGUCGCAGUGCCAACUGUCCCUGCUUUAUCUGCAACAGCUAGUGACCACCAUCCCAACCAGACCAUUUCCACCAUUCGGGUCACUCCCAUGGAAAUGACUGAAUCUGGUCCUGAGAGUCGCGAUUCGAGCUUGCGCAGAAAAACUAGGAUCCUUAUUCCUGAAAGAGGAAACAGUCCAGACAAUACCAGGAAUAUUUUUUACAAGGGAACAUCCACCACCCCAGUUUUCAAAGAGUAAUCAGUAAUUAUCUUGACACAAACAGAAAAAAUGAAAUAACCAGAAGACGUUUGGUGUUGUGUAGACACAUGUGCUAGAUUUUACACAUCUUCAAUGGCAUCACCUGUUAUGCAUGAGACGAUUCACUGAUGAUUCACAAUAUGGCAGCAACAAAAGCACAAAAUCCAGGUUUGGUCAGAACUUUGUUUACUUUUGCGAUAACAACAUUGUAAACAAAUGACAGUAUAUCAUAAGGAAACAGUCUUACCUUUAGUGAAACACUGUGAAGCUGGAACUGUGACUGUGCCAAGAUUGAACUGCAACACUGUAUUAAAGUAUUUAACAUCUCAGAUAUCUUAAAAGAUUUUCCAUAUAGUCAUACUUUCACUGAUAACUAUGCUAGCUGAAACUCUUAUUUUUGUAUUCUGUAUAUAACUUUUAAACUUGGUGCUGGCCAAUUCUGAGAACGAUAUGUAAAAACAAAAAGUUAAGAAAAAAAUGUGCAGUGCACUCUUCGGAAAGCUGUCAUUUGAAAUUUCUUAUGACCAUAAGUGCUUAGAAAAUUCUCUGUAGCAAAUGAUAGUCAUAAAACGACAUGCACUUCACGUUUACUACUUGCAAUACAAAUACUUUACAUACUGUAUGUACUGUAUCUGUAGAAAUUUGCACGUAAAAAUACACAUUUGUGUAUAUUUUAUUAGACACAUAAUAUUGUAUAUAUCAGUGUCUAUCCAAAAGAGAGAAAAAAAAGAAUACAUUUUACGUACAAAUACCAAUGAAUAGCCUAUUAAUGAGAUUUAUUACUUCCAUUUAAAACUACUAUUGUGAGAAAACACAUUAUUUCACCUAAUAUCAAUCUUCCACUCUUUCCUCAAAUGUAUAUUUGCAUAAAAUAAUUAAUUUUACUUCAAAUAAUUCUGAUUUUAUGUCAUACUUGUUUUAAGGUCAGCAGCAUCAGUAGCAAAAAAAUAUAUUCCACGUUGAUUUUCUAACUGUGGUUAUUCCACUGUGAGCUUUUUAGGCCAAAACUGUCAUAUUAAAUGUUUUUUACUGUAUACACUUGUGUAGCCGAACACUAACAAAAAGAAUUACAAAUUAAAUGGCUUUACUGUUCACAAAGAGAUUUGCAAUGAGCGUGAAGUGGCUCAUUAAAUCUAGUGUCAUAUUCGCUGUUAAAACUACAGCAGUGACAUUUAAUUCCAUGAUAAUUUACUGUGUAACUUUUUAUAAACUGUAAAUUAAUGUGCCAAAGGGUAUUUUAAAGGAAAGAUUCAGUUUUGAAACAUUUCUAUAGAAGUCUGUAUUCUUAUAUACCACAAACUCUUUCAGCACAGCUGUAGCCAGUGCAUGGUAGUUUGAUAUUUCACACUUGUUUUUUGGUUUUCUUUUCGUAAAUUAUGCAUUUGUGUAGCAGCUGAGUAUGUGAUUAUUUAUACUGAAUAUAAAUGACUUGUCGACAAUCUUUAUAGAUAAAGUCACACCAGAAUACACCGUAUGUUAUCUCUAACAUGUCAAGAGAUUGUUUGGAUACCCGUUAAUGUGCGCUAACGAUUUUAGAAAUGCAUUAAGCAUGCUGAUAGCAGUUUGUGUUUUCUGAGGAACAUUUUUCUCUGUAGCGCUCUGUGUGACUGUCAUCGACACAGUGACGUGAGGUUCGGUCUGGAUAGGAAUGAAUCCAGUCGAACCUGUUGCGGUGAUGUUACGUGUUAAUGUUGCAGCGACCGGACAGAAAAAUAACGUCAAACUUCGUUAAUGUAUGUCACCUUUGAGAAUACAAACAGUUUGUUUCUAUCGUUACAUGGUUCUGUUUUACUCCAGUAAGAGGGUAGAUGAAGAAAAACUGUGCUGUAUCAGUGUUUGAAUAAACAUUUGCCAUUUA
Molecule: messenger RNA, 3367 nt
Organism: Puntigrus tetrazona (Sumatra barb)
Lineage: Eukaryota; Metazoa; Chordata; Actinopteri; Cypriniformes; Cyprinidae
Product: 2-lysophosphatidate phosphatase PLPPR4-like
Exons: 1
Coding region: 187-1509 (440 amino acids)
Source: RefSeq, a predicted model, not a curated record